Molecule: messenger RNA, 2486 nt
Organism: Trematosphaeria pertusa
Lineage: Eukaryota; Fungi; Ascomycota; Dothideomycetes; Pleosporales; Trematosphaeriaceae
Product: DUF300-domain-containing protein
Exons: 7
Coding region: 167-2164 (665 amino acids)
Biological process (GO): transport
Molecular function (GO): transporter activity
Source: RefSeq, a predicted model, not a curated record
CGGGCAAACCUGCACAAGACCACAAAGGCUGGUGCCUGUGAACCCUCCAUCACCAUGGCCGCCGUCCACUGCUAGCCCUGCCGUCACUCCAGGGCUUCCAUCGCUCUCUCUCGCUCUGCGUCGAGCACGCCCCCUUCUCUUUCCUUCUCCCGCGCUGCCCUCCAGCAUGCCAGCAGGCAGCCUCUAUACGCCGCAGGCGUCCUCCGACCCCGACCCCCGCGGCACCGGCGACCGCUUUGCUCGCGCCGUCAUUGUCGUUGCUGGCGUAGCUGCGCUCGUUGCGAGUGUCAUCACAGUCGUCUCCGUUUGGUUACAAUCGAAAAACUACCGGAAGCCGCUGCUGCAGCGAUAUGUGAUCCGGAUACUGCUCAUGGUCCCGAUAUACUCGGCGUCAUCGUGGGCAAGCCUGGUGUCACUGAAGGCAGCUUUCUGGAUAGGCCCCUUUCGGGACGUCUAUGAGGCCUUUACCAUCUAUACCUUCUUCCAGCUGCUGAUUAACUUCAUCGGGGGCGAACGAGCUCUCAUCAUACUCAUGACAGGCCGCCCUCCAGUCUCCCACCUCUGGCCACUCAAUCUGUUCCUGCCCAAGGUGGACAUCUCCGAUCCUCACACCUUCCUCGCCAUCAAACGCGGCAUUCUGCAGUACACGUGGGUGAAGCCCAUACUUUCGAUAGCUGCUAUCGCCAUGAAAGCAACCGGCAUAUACAAAGAAGGUUACAUUGGCGUCACUUCGGGCUAUUUCUGGAGCGGGCUGAUCUACAACGUCAGCAUCACCGUCAGUCUGUAUGCGCUCGCUAUGUUCUGGGUGUGCAUGCUGCAGGAUCUGAAACCAUUUCGGCCAAUGCCCAAGUUCCUGUGCAUUAAAGGGAUCAUCUUCGCCUCAUACUGGCAGGGCUUCUUCCUGUCGAUUCUCGUUUGGCUGGGCGCCAUUCCGGACACCGUCCCGGGCUACUCUGCUGACAACCUUGCUGCGGCCAUUCAGGAUGCGCUCAUAUGCUUCGAGAUGCCCUUCUUCUCACUCGCACACUGGUACGCUUUCUCGUGGCACGACUAUGCCGACGACACUAUUUCUGCUGCGCGCAUGCCAGUCAAAUACGCUUUACGCGACGCAUUUGGACCCAGGGAUCUGAUCGAAGACACCAAGGACACCUUUGGCGGGAAGCAUUACGAGUACCGGUACUUUGAUGCAAACGACAAUGUACUAGCGCAUGAGGAAUCCUCGUCUAGGACUGCACGAAUGAGAGAGGGCAUGCGGUACGAAAGAGGGGGCAAAGGCAAAUACUGGAUACCGCAGCCUGGCCAGUCUGAGCACGAACCUCUCCUGUCCAAGGUUGCUUCAAGCCGAGCGAGGACUAUGAGUCCUGGAGCGCACCGCGCGCUUGAAUAUGCUAGAUACGGCGGCGUUGAUGGUGACGAGGACCCCACGUUGAACCCCGAGGAUGAGCGACUGUUUGAGAACGCGCGGGCUUUAGAGUUCGGUGAUUGGAAUUACCCCGUCAUCGAGGCGCACAGAGCGACGCGUGAGAGCCGUUUGUACAAUAGUCCUAACAUUCUCACUGCAUCAACGAAUCGAAAUCUCCUACAGCCCACCAAAGAGAACAAGCAGCGGCGGAAGAGCAAGAUCAAAGAGAUUCAGGGGUCUGCCGACAAGGGCAAACACCGGAGCGAUUCAAGCAGCGGAGAGCCGUCCAGUUCGAAGUCACGGGUUCCGAUAAUAGGCAACCUUUUGCGGCACGAGUCAUCAUCGUCCAGCUCGGGAAAAUCCGACAGCAGCCAGCUAGUGGAUCUGGUCGUGGAGGAUACCGAGGCGGAGGACGUCGAACGUGUCAGAGCACGGAAGGAGGGCGGUCCGGGAUGGAACGAAGUUGCUCCCAAACACUUCGUCCACGCGUAUCCGCAGGAGGGACAGGAAGAGGAGGUACGAGAGGGCUUCGAUCCAGACAACCCUCAGCCACAUGACCCCGAAGAUGUGCACAAUCUUGACUAUCCGUUUACGGUGGAAGGGGGCGAAGAGGACGAGAACGAAGACCGUGCCCCACCAGUCUCCGAGGAAGCACAGCAGUGGGAGACGCGUGAUCAUUCCAACGAUAAUGACGAGAAUGACCGCACUAGUCCCCAAUACAGCAGCUUCCGAGAAGAACACAACGCGUGGAACGAAAGAUGAAGGCAGGAUGCGCGAUGACGGGAGCCGCAUCCUUAAAUCCGCAUAAACACAGCCUCGUGGCAUGGAAACGCGGCGUGGUCUCUCUCGGAGGGUUGGAGACGCUUGUUCGUCUAUCUAAGAUGAAACGCCCGAUCAGCGACUGUGCAGUGUGCAUGGUCCGUGUGGGUUGAUCACUUUUCGCAAUCAUGUUCUAUACCCUCUUGGCGUAUAUCCCUUUCAGCUGUUGAUAUUCUCCUCCGGCUUAAUGAGCAUAUAUGAGGUGUCUGGUAGAUUAGCAAUCGGAUUGCAUGAUAUGCCUCGUCCUUUUGGGGGGCAUUGCGCU